AUGGUAUGGGAUUCAUACUUGCAAGCCCCCAAGGAGGAAUACUUCAUCCUCUAUUUUUCCUCGUACACAUCAAAUGUCUCGGUAGUGUGCAAUUGUGAAUCUGUGGAAGUUUUAAUAGGUUUCUGGUACAAAGCCACGAUUGGAGCUGAUUUUGUCACCAAGGAGCUUCAAAUCGAUGACAUGCUCAUCACACUGCGAUUUCUAGUCUUUGUGUCUGUGUGUGCUUUAAAUUUGGGACACUGCUGGGCAAGAAAGGCUAGCCUAUGGGAUCCAACUGCAUUCCAGUUCAUAUUGCUUGGUAACAAGGUUGAUAUUGAUGGAGGAAACAGUCAAGUGGUAUCAGAGAAGAAAGCUAGAGAAUGGUGUGCUCAAAAGGGAACAUAUUCUAUUAGGAGACAUCGACAAAAGAAGAUUACAAUGGGAUUCAAGAGUCUGGUUCAGAGCCUGAGUAAAGAGGAGGAUGUGCUUGCUGAGGAGAAACAUUUAUCUUAA
This is a messenger RNA of Eruca vesicaria subsp. sativa (arugula), 492 nucleotides long. The record is from the annotation of a GenBank genome assembly. Lineage: Eukaryota; Viridiplantae; Streptophyta; Magnoliopsida; Brassicales; Brassicaceae.